Molecule: messenger RNA, 549 nt
Organism: Porites evermanni
Lineage: Eukaryota; Metazoa; Cnidaria; Anthozoa; Scleractinia; Poritidae
Source: the annotation of a GenBank genome assembly
GGACCACCUGUGAAGAGAUCUUUGAAUCAUGGUUAUGAUUCCAGGGAUGAUUUUAAUAGUUCUAUUGGAAUCAUAGCUAUGAUUAAUAGAACAAUAAAUCAUGGCUGUGAUUCCAGAGACUAUUUUAAUUGUCCUAUUGGAAUCAUAGCUAUGAUUAAUAGAACAAUGAAUCAUGGUUAUGAUUCCAGAGAUGCUUUUAAUAGUUCUAUUGGAAUCAUAGCUAUGAUUAAUAGAACAAUAAAUCAUGGUUAUGAUUCCAGAGACGAUUUUAAUAGACCUGUUGGAAUCAUAGCUAUGAUUAACAGCACUGUAAAUCAUAGUUAUGAUUUCAGAGAUGAUGUUAAUAGUUCUAUUGGAAUCAUAGCUAUGAUUAACAGCACUGUAGAUCAUAGUUAUGAUUCCAGAGAUGAUGUUAAUAGUUCUAUUGGAAUCAUAGCUAUGAUUAAUAGAACAAUAAAUCAUAGUUAUGAUUCCAGAGAUGAUUUUAAUAGUCCUAUAGAAAUCAUAAUGAUGAUUAUGAUACCAAUGGAAUCAUAUUAUGAUGUUUAG